Messenger RNA from Tachysurus fulvidraco (yellow catfish), 2553 nucleotides. It is a transcript of the gene dnajc5b, whose product is annotated as DnaJ (Hsp40) homolog, subfamily C, member 5 beta. NCBI's taxonomy places the organism in Eukaryota, Metazoa, Chordata, Actinopteri, Siluriformes, Bagridae. The transcript is spliced from 5 exons. The coding region runs from base 1624 to 2205 and encodes 193 amino acids. The record is from RefSeq and is a predicted model, not a curated record.
CACACACUGCAUAAUUGAUAGAGCUUGUUUAUGUCAGACAUGGUGCAGGGCUCAGUCCUGAUACAGCUUCUGUUCACUUCCCUUCAUCACUUCCACUUGGGAAGAUAUUUGACGCAUUCAGAACGUUAGGGGGGGAUCACUCAAGUCGUUACGUGCCAAAAUCGUUUUAUUGCACAUCUUCCUCUUGCAUAACUUUCUUAACAUUUCUAAAUCUUGAAAACUCAACACGUUUAUAUAUAAAUGUUACAUUCAUAUAAAAGAAUAAUUUUUCAACAAACGGUGUACAAACUGAACACCCCUGCGUGAUGGACUCGUCCAACUUGCUCAGGAUAACGGUUUAAAUAAGGGGCUUUUGUGUUUAAUUUGAGCUUUUAAAUGAACUUUAACUCAAAUUAUUAUUAAGAAAAACAACUCUAAGACAUCAGCUUAUAGCCUACAUGAGUGAAUAGGUAGCUAAACGAUUACAUAAAUAUUGGUGCUUAUGAUUAAAAUUGUCAAAAGAAAGAAAGUAAAAUUGUGUAAACCUUGUGAGCGUGAUCAGUGUCCUCGGUCGCCAUCUGGUGGCAGUAUGAGUAAAAACCACAUGGAGUUAUUUUUGUGUAAACAGAAUAAACACAAUGCACACAAAAGAAAACAAAACAAAAAACUCUCAAAGAAAAUCUAAAGAAAAUUUGGAAAUUUUAGAAAGUCGAAGAAAUUCUGAUUAUUUGUUUUUCACAUUGUGAAAUCAGUCGAAUAUAAAUAAAAAAAACUUUCUUGCAGUCUAACUGGCGACAGUUUAUAGAGGAAUGGAUGAAUAAAUUGACAAUUAAUCUAGUUAUCAUUUGGCAUGUGGACUGGUAUAUAUGGUUAUGGAACUGAAUAAACUGAUCAGAUCUCACACACAAUUGCAUAAAUACACAUGACAUUACAACAUCCAGCAAAGUAAUUUCAGUGCUUAAUGAUUCAAUAAUUACAUUAAUAUCUAUAUAUUAUUUAUUAUUUAUUAAUAUAUUAAAGGUGCAGUUUGUAAGAUGUUUAGUGUGUACAAUGACAACACUACAAAAAAACACUAAAGAUAAAAGUUAAAGGAAUUUAAUAAACAUUAUUGUUAGAAUAUGGACUCAUGCAUUUAUUUUUUUAUUAUCAUUAUUUUUAUUUGCAUGUUCUGUGUUAUUUCAAUGAGAAUUAAUUUUUUCUUAAUAAAUAGACAAACGCCAAAACAAUACACCAGGAGAUGGCGCUCUGACACGCUUUUAGUAAAGACAAACGAUUAAACUAUUUGGGCAUACCUGUAGAAUUUUAGAUUUAAAGCACAUACAUAAAAUGAAAAUAAAGGAUGUGUGUCAUUCCAAAAAAUUAUUUCAUUUCAUCAUCAGUCGCAUUCCUGCAUCCAUCCAUCCAUCCAUCCAUCCGUCCAUUCCAGUGUCCUCCUAUAGUUCACCCAACACACACACUGAAAUCCAAUCAAGCUUGUUGCAGUUACCUGAACUCAUGAUUCAGUCCAUGUAUAAUUCAUUUGCUCAGUGAUCCACUCACUUAUAGAGAAGCAACCUGACUCCGGUGACCCGUCUGCAGAACCUCAGAGACGAUCGCAACUUCCAGCAUCACCAGGUUGGCUUUAACAGGUAAUGCUCAGGGAAGAUGAGUGAACAAAGACAGCGAGCCCUAUCCACGUCAGGUGAGGCUCUGUACCUGGUCCUUGGCCUUGACAAGAAUUGCACCCACGAUGAUGUCAAGAAAUCCUACAGGAAGCUUGCUUUGAAAUAUCACCCAGACAAGAACCCGGAUAACCCUGAUGCUGCUGAGAAGUUCAAGGAACUCAACAACGCUCACUCCGUGCUCUCGGACCUCACAAAACGGAACAUUUAUGACAAAUAUGGUUCGUUGGGUCUCUAUGUGGCCCAGCAGUUUGGAGAGGAGAACGUGAACACAUAUUUUAUGCUCUCCAGUUGGUGGGCCAAGGGUCUGUUUGCCAUCUGCGGCUUGCUGACAGGCUGCUAUUUCUGCUGCUGCCUGUGCUGCUGCUUCAACUGCUGCUGUGGCAAGUGUAAGCCCCGAACUCCCGGAGAGGAAGACCCUGAGUGCUACGUGUCUCCUGAAGACCUAGAGGAGCAGAUUCGCACUGACACGGAGAGGGAUGGUGACACUCCUGUAAUGCAUCAGCCAACUAAUGCAAGUGAGAAGACCCAGCUGAUUGGGGACGGACACCGGACAUACACCUGAGACAGAGUGUCUUAAUAAACUGCACUUUCUGAUAUAGUUUUGCUUGAAUCGCUGUUGAAUAACUUUUAAAAUAUCACACAUCUCAUAACGUUAACACUGGAAGGUAACUGGGAUGUGUCUUAAUCAUGGAAGUUUUUCAACCAAUGCUAUCUGUACAUAACAUAACAAACUAUUACUAUAUAUUUUUUUCUGCAGAUAAUAAGUCGUAUUGUAACGUAAUGUGUCUCUGAUGUCUAGUAUAUUAAGAAUAAAAGAAAGUUUUCACAGAAGCCAGACAGAAGCAAUCAUUUUAUAUAAUGAAAAAUGGCAAAGCAAAGAUUUGUAAUGCUGCCUGACUCAGAAUCAUUA